GGUUCGUCUCGGGAGCCUGGCAAGAGUGGUUCAGAUCCCCUUCGUAGAUGCCACCUUCACGCGCACUGGAGCAGGACCGUAUCCACCAGACGAGCUGCAGCUGGCGAGCUGUCUCCCACUGAGUGGUUACGAACUGGAAUAUCUUGUGGACAUUAGAUAAUGUCCACAACGAUGCAGGGCGCCUCGGAGUCACUGAUGUGUCUGGCGUUGUUGUGAGACUUGGUCGACGUCGGCAAGCCACGAGAGACCUAGAGGUCAUGAAGAAUUGAACGCGACAGUCAGUAUGGCUCCACGACUUCUCUCAUUAGCUCAAGACGACGCGAGUGACUCAGUGUCAGCCUCUCAACAUAGCGCUUGUUCUGGACUCUUGUGCCCUGUGUCUCGCAGAUGGUGCGCGAUGGGCAGGCGCAGCAGAAUAGGGGAGUGUCCGUGCUUCAAUCCCGGACGUGCCCAUAACGGACGUGAUAUCUUUGCAGGUCUGGACCUUCGGAUAAUGACUGAGACGCAUGACCAGGAUUGCUAGGAAGACGACACGCAUACGUCAGAGCGUCUUCAUUGCAGCAGUUGUCCCCGUCCUGACAUGUUGCACGCCGCAUGUCUCAGUGGCAGAGCAGACCAACGGCUGGGUCGAAAGAUGGCUGCGCUGUCCCUCUUCCCUACUUAAAGCUCGCCUACUUUUUCUCUUCGCUCCCCACGAACCCGCCUUUCCCUUCAGGCACUCACAAACGCGUCCCCAGAUCUCUCGAGUAUAGACGACAGACACAAUGUCUAGCACCAUUCCCAUGGGUGGACGCCUCGUCGUGGGCCACGCCAGGGACAUCAUCGCCCGCGAUCGGGCCAGAGCUCUGAAGAUGCUGCGAGGACCCCAGCCCCAUGGCCCCCCUAGGCACGAAGGCGACUAUCACGACCACGACCAUCACCACGGUGGUAGCGAGGCCGUUGGCCGCCAACUCGCCACCAGCUCCAGCUCAACCGGCUCCGGCUCUAGUGCCACCGCCCUGCCCUCUGGUGACACUGGUGUUGACGCUACCGAUGCUGCAGUUAGUUACACUGUUGAAGUUGGUGUCGGUGAUCCCCCAACCAAGUACACACUCAUCGUUGACACUGGCAGCUCCAACACCUGGGUCGGUGCUCUGAAGAAGUACAUUGUGACUAAGACUAGCAAGAACACCGGUGACACCGUAAAUGUCGUCUACGGCACGGGUUUCUUCUCGGGAACAGAGUAUAUCGACAAAGUGACCAUUAGCCCGAACCUCAUCAUCGAGCAGCAGUCGAUUGGCGUUGCCUCCAAGUCGCAGGACUUCAAUGACAUCGAUGGUAUCCUUGGUGUCGGUCCCACGGACCGCACACAAGGCACUGUAUCCAACCAAAUGGAGGUGCCGACCGUUGUCGACAAUCUGGUCUCGCAGAAUACGAUCCCCACCAACCUUCUCGGCGUCUUCUUCGAGCCCACGACCAAAUUAGGAGCCCUGAAUGGCGAACUUACCUUUGGAGGAGUCGAUAAGAGCAAGAUCACCAGCGACAUAACCUUCGUCCCGAUCACCACUACCGCGCCUGCGAGCACUUGGUGGGGUAUUGAACAGAGCAUCUCGUACGGCGGCCAUACCCUGACUACAGGCACGACGGGCAUCGUCGACACCGGCACCACGCUCCUCCUGCUCGCAACCGAAAUGUUCCAGGUGUACCAGAAGGCGACGGGCGGGGUGUUGGACGCGACGACCGGUCUCCUUAAGGUGACCCAGGAGCAGUACGAGAACCUCCAGAGCUUGAUUUUCACGAUCGGCGGCAAAAAAUUCGAGAUGACGGCGAACGCCCAGAUCUGGCCGCGCUCACAAAGCGCGGUUAUCGGCGGCGACACGGACAGCAUCUACCUCGUCGUCUCCGACCUCGGCUCCUCUACCCAGCCGGGCUUUCAAUUCGUCAAUGGCUUCGCGUUCCUACAGCGCUUCUACAGUGCGUUCGACGGUCUCCACGAGCAGGUCGGUUUCGCGACGACCGCGUUUACAUACGCGACCACGAACUGAGUAUGGUCCUGCGCCCUGGACGGAAGAGACCCAGAAUCUGAUUGAACGUGUACGAUAGCUGACGAGAGACCUGGACUGAUCUAUAACCAUUGGAUUACUUGCAUGUACUUUUGAAUAACAAGAUACAGGAAGAAGUUGAAGGCUGACGUAAGCCUGAUCAGCAGUGGAGUCGGACAUCCCUUGAAAGCAGUAUCUACGUGGAGAGC
Phanerochaete carnosa HHB-10118-sp is the source of this 2230-nucleotide messenger RNA. RefSeq lists its product as uncharacterized. Gene Ontology annotation, molecular function: aspartic-type endopeptidase activity. Bases 765 to 2024 code for a protein of 419 amino acids. The record is from RefSeq and is a predicted model, not a curated record. Lineage: Eukaryota; Fungi; Basidiomycota; Agaricomycetes; Polyporales; Phanerochaetaceae. The transcript is spliced from 8 exons. Gene Ontology annotation, biological process: proteolysis.